AUGAGUUACCUAUUACAGACAUUGUCUUCCAAACAAGAAGUUGAUAAUGUCAUUAGAGAAACGGAAGAUAUCGUGCUUGUUCUCAGAUUUGGUCGAGAUACAGAUUCAAGUUGUCUUCAGCUAGAUGAUAUUCUUGCAAAGACUGCUGAAGACUUGGCAAACAUGGCUGCCAUUUAUUUGGUAGAUGUCGACAAAGUUCCUGUGUAUGCCCAGUACUUUGACAUCUCUCUCAUCCCUUCAACGAUAUUCUUCUUCAAUGGCCAGCAUAUCAAAGUUGACUGGGGGAGUCCAGAUCACACAAAGUUUGUGGGAAGCUUUAAACACAAGCAAGAUUUUAUUGAUGUGGUGGAGGUGAUUUACCGAGGUGCCAUGAAAGGCAGGGUCAUGGUUCGAAGCCCUCUUGACCCCAAGGAUAUCCCCAAAUACCAUCUGAUUUACAAGGACAUUUGA
Messenger RNA from Candidula unifasciata, 450 nucleotides. The record is from the annotation of a GenBank genome assembly. Lineage: Eukaryota; Metazoa; Mollusca; Gastropoda; Stylommatophora; Geomitridae.